Argentina anserina (silverweed cinquefoil) is the source of this 1721-nucleotide messenger RNA. RefSeq lists its product as uncharacterized. Gene Ontology annotation, molecular function: structural constituent of ribosome. Lineage: Eukaryota; Viridiplantae; Streptophyta; Magnoliopsida; Rosales; Rosaceae. The record is from RefSeq and is a predicted model, not a curated record. The transcript is spliced from 7 exons. The coding region runs from base 33 to 1406 and encodes 457 amino acids. Gene Ontology annotation, cellular component: mitochondrial small ribosomal subunit.
AGAGAGAGAGAGAGAGAGAGAGAGAGAGAGAGAUGUUGCGCGCGAUUCUCGGGAGGGCAAUAGCGACGGGCCCAAGGUCCGGCGGCCCAUGGAGGCUGACGUCGGCGGGGAGCUACUCGUCGUCCAAGGAUACCAAGUCGACGACAAAGAGGGUCAGGAAGAUCACCAGAACCACAAAAGUCGAGACCGCCUCCUCCGCCAACGCAGACGACGAGUCGUACGACGGCCCCGACGCGGAUUCCUUUGACGACAAAGACCGCGCUCGGCGGCUCCAGGCCGAUGAAUGCGAUCCCUCGCUGGAUGUGGGGCCCAAUGGCCGGCCAUUGUUCACUUCCACUCCGACGCUGGCUCAGCUCACCGCCAUGGACACCUGCUCCUACUUCAAGUUCAAGAAGGAGGAAUUGAACAAGGUGCUGCCGGAGGGUUUGCCGUCGGGGAUGAAGAAGGAGUUCCAGGAUGCAAUGCAGAGCGCCGUGCUUGUUCGCCAGAGCUUUCUCGAUCUCCGGGAUAAUUUCCGGCGAGUUGUGGACCCGCCGUUGGGAUCAGCUAGUAGCAAAGGAUCGAAAGUUAAAAAACAGAUUCUCUUAGAUGGUCCAGUAAGCUGUGGAAAGAGUACGGCUCUUGCGAUGCUAGUUCAAUGGGCUCGUGAGGAAGGUUGGUUGGUUCUGUAUGUUUCCAGAGGCAAGGACUGGACUCAUGGUGGUUUUUUCUAUAAAAACCCACAAACAGGUCUCUGGGAUACACCUGUUCAAGCUGAAAAUAUUCUCCAGGAUUUCCUCAAAUUUAAUGAAUCCCAUUUGAAACAAUUGUGGUGCCAAAUAUCUGAUCCUAUUCAAUUGGGAGAGGGAGCUGGUGUUGGAUGGAUGAAAGAUGGAAUUGAUUCCAUGGCAAUGCCUGAAGGUUCAAGUCUGUAUGACCUGGUUGAUACUGGCAUCAAGAACACUCAUGCAGCUGUUGGAGUGGUAGUUCGUUUGAGGAAGGAGUUAUCUCUAGUGAAGGACAUUCCUGUUCUUAUUGCAAUUGAUCAGUUUAAUAACUGGUUUACGUUCAGUGAGUAUGAAGAGGCAGUCACUGUCCGUUCGACACGACCAAUACAUGCCAAAGAACUCGCUACAGUGAAGGCUUUUAGAUCUAUGAUUCAUGAUGACAUGAUGGUUGGUGCCUUUUCUCAUUCAACAGCAGUAGGAAAACUUCGUCAAGACUUGCCAGAUGUGCCCUCCGAUUGUCGCAUGAACUUUCCUCGUUACACUUUAGAUGAAGCAGCAGCUGUUUGCCAUUACUACCUCAGACGAAGGCUUAUAUGCCGUGAAGCUUUCUCAGAUGAGAAUUGUAAGAGAAUAUACUACUUGUCUAAUGGAAAUGGAGCAGAAAUGAGAUGGCUAGCCACUUUCAUGCGAGAACAGUGACAUGUAGAAGAAAUUCUGUAACACAGUAUCAGAAGAAGACUACAGUUGAAGAGCUGCUUGAUUGCCUCAUUGCCUCUUGAUUUUGAUCUCAUUCAGUCCUAUCGUCACUGUCUGUCCUUGAGUUUAUCCACUAGGAUCAUACCAGAAUCACCUGUUUUUCGUCUUUGAACUUGUAGUUAGAUCCAUUUUCAUAGAGGCCAAGAAGAUAAGUUUCUGAAGACAUUGUACCAUAAGGCAUAACUAGAUCAGGUCACAUUUUUGUAUUUUUCGUUGUGGAAGAAACUCCAACACUGUAUGAAAGGUUUUUUGUGCCAA